AUGGACAGCCCGGAAUCUCCCUCGUGGAGAAAGCAUUGGAUGUUUUUCGCUGUCGCGAGCGGUGCUUGUGCGGCGUUUAACGGCGUGUUUGCGAAGCUAACCACCACAGAACUCACAACAAACCUAUCAACCGCCAUCGCCAAAACCCUCGGAAUACAAUCCCACUCCCAAAUCGUCGAAAUCAUCGUCCGCAGCAUCUUCUUCAUCCUCAACCUCACCUUCAACGGUAUCAUGUGGUCUCUAUUCACCACCGCCCUCGCACGCGGCAAAUCCGCAACCCAAGUCUCCAUCAUGAACACCUCCACAAACUUCCUCGUCACCGCCUUCACCGGCUUCGCCAUCUUCUCAGAGGCCCUGCCCCCGAUGUGGUGGGCCGGCGCAUCGCUCCUCGUCGCCGGCAGCGUCAUUGCGGGCCGUAAGGACGAGGGCGAAGGGGAUGGUGCGAAAGAUGCCGCCGCCGGCGAGGCGUAUGAGCCCGUGCCUGCGGGGAGUAGUAACCUUGAGCUGGAUGAAGAUGUAGUUGCAGGUGAAAGAUACCGCGAUGAGGACAUCCCUGACUUGGGAGAGUUUCGGAGCUGA
Trichoderma harzianum CBS 226.95 is the source of this 579-nucleotide messenger RNA. RefSeq lists its product as hypothetical. The record is from RefSeq and is a predicted model, not a curated record. NCBI's taxonomy places the organism in Eukaryota, Fungi, Ascomycota, Sordariomycetes, Hypocreales, Hypocreaceae. The coding region runs from base 1 to 579 and encodes 192 amino acids. The transcript is spliced from 4 exons.